Messenger RNA from Neoarius graeffei (lesser salmon catfish), 2117 nucleotides. RefSeq names its product farnesyl diphosphate synthase (farnesyl pyrophosphate synthetase, dimethylallyltranstransferase, geranyltranstransferase) (gene fdps). Gene Ontology annotation, molecular function: dimethylallyltranstransferase activity; (2E,6E)-farnesyl diphosphate synthase activity. Gene Ontology annotation, cellular component: cytoplasm. The record is from RefSeq and is a predicted model, not a curated record. Lineage: Eukaryota; Metazoa; Chordata; Actinopteri; Siluriformes; Ariidae. Bases 106 to 1170 code for a protein of 354 amino acids. The transcript is spliced from 10 exons. Gene Ontology annotation, biological process: trans, trans-farnesyl diphosphate biosynthetic process.
CGGGUCUUUUAUUUUGGCACACGGGAGGUAAAAUAAAAUAGCAGUCAGAAUUGACAGGGUAAUGUUUUGGCACUGCGAUUAGCUCCAGACAAGGACGAAAACAACAUGGGAGAAAGUAGCUGCAGUAAAGCUGGCCACUUGUCAGACCCACAGCUUUUUGACAGAUACUUUGAGAAGCUGCUGUGUGAGUUGACGGAGCAGGAUUUCACAGACCCGGUACUUGCUGAUGCUCUCAACAGGCUCAGAGAGGUACUGCAGUACAAUGCCACAGGAGGCAAGAGGAACCGUGGCUUGUCUGUGAUUGGUUCACUGCGGGAGUUGAUCCCACCCUCCAAGCUGUCACCCGAAGAAGUGGAGCGUGCCUUGUUGGUCGGCUGGUGCAUUGAAUUGCUGCAAGCCUUCUUCUUGGUAGCAGAUGAUAUAAUGGAUGCAUCACAAACACGGAGAGGUCAGCCAUGCUGGUAUAAGAAGGAAGGCAUUGGCCUGGAUGCGAUUAAUGAUGCUUUUCUCCUGGAGGGGUCCAUCUACCGCCUUCUGCGUAGACAUUGCAGAGGACAGCCCUACUACAUCCAUUUAUUGGAGCUUUUUACUGAGACAUCUUUCCAGACAGAGCUGGGCCAAGCCCUCGAUCUGAUGACUGCUCCACCAAACAAGAUUGACUUAAACCGUUUCACCAUGGUUAGGUAUAAAGCCAUAGUGAAGUACAAGACUGCAUUCUACUCUUUUUAUCUUCCAGUGGCUGCAGCCAUGUACAUGGCAGGAAUUGAGAGUGAAGUGGAACACAGCAAUGCUAAACACAUCUUACUUGAAAUGGGGGAGUUCUUUCAGAUACAGGAUGAUUACUUGGAUUGCUAUGGUGACCCUGCAGUAACAGGCAAGAUUGGCACUGACAUCCAGGACAAUAAGUGCAGCUGGCUUGUGGUGGCGGCACUGAAGGUGAUGACCCCUGAGCAGAGGGUGGAGCUAGAGGGAUGCUAUGGUCAGAGUGAUGCUGAAAGUGUAGAGCGAGUGAAGGCACUGUACGACACGCUGGAAAUGCCUCUCCGAUACCACAAGUAUGAGGAAGAGAGCUACCUGCGACUCCAAAACCUCAUCCAGCAACAUGCUCAAACUCUUCCCCAUGCUGUUUUUCUCAACUUUGCCAAGAAAAUUUAUAAGAGGAAUAAAUGAGGCAUGAUUUUUUUUUUUUCAAGAGCAUGGUAAAGUAUGUUGAGUGCAACACAGCACAAAAAAGGGAAGUAGUGCAUCUGAUCAGUGUUGUAAAUAUGUUCUUAAGAAUAUAGACACAUCUUUUAAAAAAAAAAAAAAAAACCUGUAGAAAUGGUAUUUUUUUUCACACAUGUAUUGGACUUUGAGACUGCCCAAAAUGAAACUCUUGUUCUGAGAGGGAUUUUUUACAUCUAGAAAGAAGCUGGAUUAAUAUUAAAACUGUCUCAGAACACUUGUACAUUGUCCAAACCAAAAUAAAUUUUUUUUUAAAUAUAAUUAUAGUUGGCCAAUGAAUAGGGGUUAUAGCAGUCCUGUGCACAUGGAUUCGAUUUAAAUGUAAGGUUUAAAUUUCAUAUGUUUCAGUUUAAGGCAAAGAGGAACAAAAGAUUGGUCAUUGGUACCGAUUUGGCCUGAGUUUCCCAAAAGCAUCGUAGUACAAAAAUAAUCGUUAAAUGGUAGCGUGAGCAGCACAAGGAACGCUCACUCUCCUAGCUAAGAUGCUCGUAGCGUUAAGAGGCUUUUGGGAAACCCAGUGCUGAUCAGUUACUCUGUUCUCUUCAGUGUAUUCUUUAUUUGGCUGUCUACAUAGUUUAAAGUCUACACAACUAUCGUUCACUUUCUGAAACUCAAUGUAGAAAUCCCCAAAUUGUUCAUCUGCUACCGGUAUCAACCUGCUUUUCUGCCAAAGAAAAUAUCAGUGUGAGGAUAAAUAGUAGAUCUUUUCUGAUAGGAACUGUGGGGGAGGGAAGCAAAUCAGAAAUGAAUUACUGUGAAAAUGGAAGCCUUUUUUUUUUUUUUUUUUUUAAAACAGUGGGAUUUAUAAUGUACAACUGAAAUGAUGCUGUGUUUCAAAUACCAACCACUUGCUGUCAACCUGAAUAUCAAUUAAAAAAAGGAGGGUUACACAA